AUGUUCCUUCAACCGGCUUUCUUAACCAUACCACCUGUUCGCACCAGAACAAGGAGAAUGACACGCAAUUAUUAUCUUUCCUUCUGCCUGAUUUUAAUGCUCCUUCCUUUACUUGAAUCUCUCCCUUAUAAUGAACCUCUCUUGAAUUUAUCUUACAAGAAACUUGCUGAACUGGAUAAUGACAAUCCUGAAGCUCUUCUUUUAGGAACCUCUUUUACAGAUUUUCAAGAGGGAAAACAGAGGGCAAAUCAAGGAAGAUUGUGGUCUAUCCUUGAUACCACAAAAUCAGCACUAAAAGAAUUUUUCAACCCUCAAUCCAAAACACCUGGAAAUAAGGCUUUAACCAGCUGGGAAGUCUGCUAUGGUAUAUCCGCAAAGGCCAUCGGAUCAUCCGAUUCUCCUACAGUAAAAGACAUGGCCAACGCUGUCCUGGAACUAGGACCUCGAUUCCAUCUGCAUCAAUAUAACCCUCAGGUCGACUUGGAACACGUGAAAUCUACACUCAAGCUCCACUAUAAUUCUCUUGAGAGCGAUGCUUUAAGUACAGCGGAGAGGAUUUGGUCUGUUGGGGUCCUUUCAUACCUAAGAUCUCGUAUUCCGAAGGAUAGGCAUUCUGCAAUUCCUCUGGUCUGGACAGCCAACGACUUGAUUAGGCCUCGAGGAGAUUUUCUGCUGUUUUUUCUACAAGACGAAGACUUGGGCAAAAUUGCUGAGGAGAUGUGGGCGGAAUCCCCUUUCAAAUCAGAGCCAUUCGAACAUAUAAUUCAGGAGGUGAUCCAAAGGGAGUCCAUAGUGCAUCAUAUCAAAGACCAGAUAGGCACGGCCCCCGAUCCUCCAUCAAAAGACUUUCAGACACUCUAUCUUGCGUUUAUAAACUUGGAAACUCCGAUAGAUUCUGAGAAAGCUUCAUCAUUAAUGAUAUUGAUCAAAAAUCAUCUGGAACAUCUAAACAGAAAAAAGAGGAAUCACUUCGAUGAAGAGGCAAACACGAUUAGAAUUUUAUUACACCUCGAGGAACAUCAUUAUGAUAGCAGUGUAGAAUUCAGAAGAUUAACCAAAUCACCAACUAUCCUGGCAAAAGUACUGCAGAGUGAUAUAAGUUUCCAAAUUGCAGGCACACUACCUCCGCGACUCAGUAGUUUUUUGAGAGAAUUACUCAACACAAACACCGUCAAUAUUCAUCAUAUCACACAGGUCUUGGAAAUCUUAAAACAUGAACAAAUAUCGACUCCACAAUUAGGAAGAUUAUUUAGAGUACUAAACUUAGUAUUCAAGAGAGACCGGGCGAUGUAUAGAGUCUUCAGUAUCCGACUGGAUGAAUACACUGAAUUGAUUCCAAAACUCUCCGAGAUGUUACUGAAAUAUCGUCAUGGUCGGAUGAAAACACAAGGGUUUGCAUGGGGAACUGUAGAGUAUUUUGUCUUGAAUAAAAACACAGAUCAACUAGCAGAGAAGUAUAGAAAUCUUCCUAGAAAUGCGUUGGUAUCCAAUUCAGAGCGCGAGACCGCUAGAGAUUUCAAAAAUUCGCGUGGACUGUCCAGAGAACGCGUUGUUGAUAGCGCUUGUCCAGUAGGCUAUGUGUCUGGAUGGAGUUUGAGGUGGCUCAAUUAUCAGAGGAUUUGCCAACUUGAAUAG
Messenger RNA from Melampsora larici-populina 98AG31, 1635 nucleotides. RefSeq lists its product as uncharacterized. The record is from RefSeq and is a predicted model, not a curated record. The transcript has 5 exons. NCBI's taxonomy places the organism in Eukaryota, Fungi, Basidiomycota, Pucciniomycetes, Pucciniales, Melampsoraceae. Bases 1 to 1635 code for a protein of 544 amino acids.